UUCGGGCUACUUCGGUGGGUUUGUUUUAAAAUAUCCUCCAGGCUUAGGGAAGACAGGGGGAUGAACGCAGAGGGGAUGAACUAAGCAAUUAAGCAUCGCCAUCAGCCGUUGUGUCUCGUUGUUUGUCUUCUGGCUACCCAUCAACUGCCCUCUGUCUUCUUCUUGUCUCUGCCUCGGCGAAUUAUUCGCGUUUGAGAUUUAUUCAGCAGCGUCAAGAUGCAGUUUUUUCAACCCCCCUCCCAUCGACUUCCUCCUCGACUCCGAGGAGGAGUUCCCCAUCUUCCAGAGUUGUUGCAAAACAGCAGAGUAAAUUAUGAGAAGCUACAACGAGAGCAAAUUUACGGCCGUUCGUUGAAAUGCUUGCAGCAUCAACACCAGUUCGCGGAACUGGGCAGGAAGAAGCUGGAGCAGGCGAUACAGCAACUGCAAGAACAGUUGCAACUCAAUGUCAUUCAGCAGACGCAUCUUCUGCAAACGGCGGACAAGAAGAAGGCGUCCGCCCCGCUUCAGCAGUUGGCGCUCCAACAGCAACGCCUGAUACAACAGCUGCAGAUCACGCAGAGCCAAUACCUUCUCCAACAGGGUCUGGGUCUUCAGGGUCACAAUCCUUCUUCAGGUCUCCAACCUGGCGAAGGUCUACCAAUAUGGAAAUCGGAAACGUCGGAUGGUCCGGAAUCCCACCAGAACUCGAACGUUCCAAAACCUGUGGCCGGACUCAAUGGACUUCUCAAUUCGACAGUGUCGAGUCGGCGGUCGGAGAUGAAUGGAACCACUCCACUGGACGAGAAACCGCUGGACGUUUCCUCCAACGACAAGGUUCAUCCCCUGUACGGUCAUGGGGUCUGCAAGUGGCCGGGCUGUGAAGUUAUUUGUGAAGACUAUCAAGCAUUCCUUAAGCACUUGAACACGGAGCACACGUUGGACGACCGAUCGACGGCGCAGGCCAGGGUUCAAAUGCAAGUGGUCUCGCAGCUGGAGAUUCAGUUGCAGAAGGAACGGGACCGGUUGACCGCCAUGAUGCACCAUCUGCACGUGGCGAAACAAAUGGCAUCCCCGGAACCACCAAAGUCCUCUGAGUCAUCGACGGGCUCGAGUAUACCAAAGUUAAAUCUGUCAACCGCGCUGAUGAACCAACCACCACCGAACUUUGGCGUCUCGCAAGUGUCGCCGGUGUCGAUGUCCGCGUUGGUGUCGGCGGUCAGGUCGCCAGCAGGUGGACAACUGCCACCUUCCGCCGGCGGAGCACCGAUGCCGCCUAUACCUAACAUGUCGAACAUGUCCGGAAUGCCUCCGUUGCCGAACAUGCCGGGCAGCAUGUCCACGAUGCCGACCAUGCCGAGCAUGGCAGGACCCAUCAGACGACGUAUCAGUGAUAAAUCCGCGCUUUCUUUGGCAGGAGGACUGUAUGACGAGGGCACUGUAAGGCGCAGAGUAGCCGUCGAUAGAUCUGGAAUAGAUAUUAACGAAGAAAUUCAACGAAAUAGGGAAUUUUACAAGAACGCCGACGUCAGACCGCCGUUCACGUAUGCAUCGUUAAUUCGACAGUCGAUCAUCGAGUCGCCGGAGAAACAAUUGACGCUGAACGAAAUCUACAACUGGUUCCAGAACACAUUCUGCUACUUCCGGCGCAACGCAGCUACGUGGAAGAACGCGAUCCGCACCAAUCUAUCAUUGCACAAGUGUUUUGUGCGCUAUGAGGACGACUUCGGGUCAUUCUGGAUGGUGGACGACGCCGAGUUCGUAAAGCGGCGGCAUCUGUCCCGCGGCCGCCCCAGGAAAUAUGACCCAACCCCAUCACCCACUCCACCCCACCUCUCCGCACAGGGUGUCCCGUCGAAAAGUCCAACUCUAACGCAUAGCCCGACCAUGUACGGUGACGCAUUAAACGCCAAUCUCCAGUAUUUCCAGGCGGCACUCGGCGACUCCAAUAUGGGAUUUUUAAACAACUCGAUGUGCACGUCGACGACGACGAGCCCCGACAAGGAGCACGUGUUAGCCCAUAACGAUUUAAUGUCACCGUUGGAUGAACCAGCCGUGCACAUAAAGCAGGAGGGUCAGAGUCCAGAGGGGGGUAAACUCACGAGAUUAAUAAAACGGGAGCUGGUUGACGGGCCUGCGGAACAAGAGGGUGAAGAGGAUCAGGUGGACGAGAGGGAGUAUCCCGAGAGCCACGGCCACGACUCCGGCCAGGACGAGGACAUGGCCGAGGACCUGUCGAUGGCGCCCGACAUAAUGACACCGGAGGAUCAGAUCGAGGCGUAGUAUCGUUCGUCGAGGGGCGAGUAGAUUCGUGCUGUCGCGUCGGAGUGCAGUCGUGACGGAAGGACGAGAAGAGGAAGAGGAACGCAAGGCGAAGCUUCUCUUCUUCGUCGAUCGGGAAAGCUAGAGGCGCGAUUAUAAUAUAAUAUAAUAUACAACGUAUGAAGGUUGAACGUGUGAAGAGGUGGAAGGAUGGUGAAGUACGUAGACGAGAGAAAAAGACGAAGACGAAGACGAAGAAGAAGAAGAAGAAGAUACGAAGAAGACGAUGAAAAGGCUCCUAGGACCACCCAGCCCUCCACUCCUCCUUCGUAAGAGAAUCCUCAUUUAUCAUAUCCAAGGCCGUGAUACGUUCUACAGAGCGGCUCUUUAAAGGUAAAGGCAAAAGAGGAAUAAGAAAUGGAAGAAGAAGAAAGAAAAAAAAAAAAACGAAAAAGAAAUGAACGAAUAAGAAACGUACUACUAGUGUGUGCGUGAUCGAUCGCGACGAAACGUCGAAACGAGAAUCGGCGACUAUCGUGAUAAUAUAAGGCGGCGCGAUCCUUCGAUCCAUAUCCUUACUCAAGCAAUUUGCGAACAACGAUUGUAUUUUCUGUUCUCCAAUUCCGUUUCGUUUCAGAACCGCGGUUAUAUCUCUAUAUACAUAUACUAUACAUAAAUAUAUAUAUAUAUAUAUAUAUAUAUAAAUAUAUAUAUAUAACUUUCUCUCUCUCUCUCUCUCUCUCUCUAUCUUUCUCUUUUGUGUACAUUGCAUUAGCGAGUAAAUCGAAGAGAGGGAGGAAAGGAAAACGAAUUGCAUCCGCGAUCUCGUUCGUAACAUCUCGACGAAUAAUAAUAUCAAUCUGAUAAUCUUUUGACGAACAGGAGUGAAAAAAGGAGAAGAAACCUCGAGCAGUCCUCGGCUCGUUUCUUACCUUCGUCAUCGUGAAACGGUGCCUGCGUGUACGAUUUACGUUACGUGUUUCUGCGUGUGCCGAUCGCGCCUGUCAUUUGUUGAACCAAUUCGAAGAUAGGACAGAAAUCCGUUAUGAUUAAGAAGCAAUUUUUACUUCGCGGAGAGUGACGAUCAGCGCAUGCGUACAAAAAUUCUUUACGAAAGGAGCAAUGUAUCGCGUUUGACCUUGACAAAAUUUUUUACACGAGAAAGACGCGCAUUGGAUGGAACACGUAGAACUAUCUAUCUCAAAGAUAAUAAUAAGAACGACGAACAGAUAAAGAAGGCUGGUACUAAGUUUAAGGAAUAAAUAACGAAUCUGUGGUGAUAGCAGCGCGCCGGGUACGCGCGGGGAUGACUGACACUUUAGUCUUAAAUAAAUAUCGUUCGUGAUUAACUAGGAAUCUUGCGUGUAUCAAAAAAAAAAGAAAAAAAAAAAAGAAAAAAAAAGAAAAAAAUCUCCGAGGGAAAGAUAUCUCCCUUUCCCUGAUAUCAGAUAACCUAAACUUAAGGGAACGUGGUUCGCGUAUGAAACACUCGGCCGCGAAUCCUGGCGUACCCGAUCGCUGCUCUGUUGCUAAUCGCUGUAUAGCUUAGGGGGAAAAUUAAACAUAAGUAGUUUCAUAAACGACCGUCGACAUCAUAGACGUCGAACGAAGCGUGAAGAUAAAACGUACACGCACGUGCUCAGAAGAUCGUUUAUCGUUUUGUUCGUGAAAUAUUCCGACGUUCGAUACACCGAAUGAAUAAAUAACGAGCGGAGAUUAAAUUAAAUGCAAUAUCGAUCGAGCGAUGAAGAAGGUUGGGAAACGAGAUCGAGAACGAUCGAGAGAGAGAGACGAAAGUGACGGUGAGAAUAUUGAUAAUAAAAAAAAAAAAAAAAAGAAGAAGAAGAAAAAGAAACUGAAGAGAGCGGAUGCCGUGUGAACGCACUUAUAAAUAAAUUAAAUUACAAUGUAUGCAUAUACAUACACAUAUAUUAAUACGUAUACGUAUCUCGGAAAUUAUAAGGAAACUAGAUGUCGAUGGCCCUGUUCUCCGUUCUCCAUCCAACAUGAUCCUUGAGAAAAGAAAUCCUCGUUCGAAACUCCAGUAACCAACCAACCUCCUCUCCCUAGUCCCGUGUAAUCAAGCUCGACUUCCGAAGUUUUAGGAAAAAAAAUCGGACUGCGUCCAAUUUUGCGUGGACAGAGUGUUGUCGCGUCCAGAAAAGGAAAAAAGGGGGGAAAAGAAUGAAAAAAAAAGAAAAGAAAAAACGAACGAAGAAAAAAUAAACGUUGGAGGGGUCGUUACUCGUCGAUCUUCGAGCCCCUGUAUACAUAUACACAAACAUACAUUCACACGCGCAUACAUACACACAAACAUACAGAUCACACACGCACGCACACACAUAUAGAGCUACAUAGGUACACAUGUAAAGACACGGGACGUUUUAAACGAAAGCGUGCCCAGGUCGGUGCGAAAUAAAAGAAAUUUUAUCGAAGACCUCGAUCGCGAGUCGCCUGGUAGUGUGUCGAAUCUAAUUUAUUAUUUCAAUGGCCGUUGACGCCAUUAAAUGUAUGUAAAAAUCGUGCGUGCCGUUUAUAAUCGCGCGUCGCAGCGACCGGGAGACGAUCGUGUGUGAUAUUAUUCCGUUCUCGACUCGUAGCCAUAUAUACACGGAUGUUAUAUACGUUUGUUUGUAAUAUUUUUGUAAAUUAAUUCGUUCACGGGAACGUGUAGAUAGGUUUAGAAAAUCGGGAAGGGUUGGGGGGCUCCGUUACAAUUGUCAGGGUAUUCAUUGCUCGACGUAAGAGACUCAUCCCGAGUCGCUGUGGCGACGAUGGUGUUUUUUCGUGUGUCAGUGACGAGGACCCGCGAGGAACAGAAGAUAUAAUUGCUCCAUCGAUCGUUCUCAGCAUUUAUCGAGCAAACGGUUAAUCGAUCGAGCACACGCCGGCCGAUCGACGUCGUCUCUAUGACGUCCUCGCGUUUUAUUUUCGUUAGGAAGAUAUUAAUCUCGGAACGUCUAUAUUAACACGACUCUAUAUUAGUAAUAUUAGCAUGACGAGAAGCAUCGUGCCAGUCUUUUGUUAGCUCCGAAUAGAAUCCGCUUGAUUCGUUUCAAACGCUUCACGAUCGUGUCGCUCGAUUAUUCGUAGGCGUUAGCUAAUAGUUGCGUCGCUUACGAUCGUUAUUCUUUUUUUGUCCAGUUUCGUCGAUUCGUUCAUUCCUGCGUGUGUUAGAGGUACUCUGUUCAUUCCGCGUGUAACAUAGUUAGCUGUUGGCUAGACGAGAUAGUAAGUUUCGCCCGAUAGUAGUAAUUUCCCGUAAGUCAGCCGAGGUGUCCUUCGAUUUUUCGAUUUUAAUCCGGGUCCAUUGUCCUUCGUGCUAAUAAGCAAUUCACGUUCGCGGGUGAUUCGAAAUUUUUAUCAAGAAAGGGAAAGGGAUCAAGCGAGAAAGGCGCGUGAAUGCGAGGUGUUUGCAGUUGGUCGCGUGCGUCAUCGAGCAUUGGAUGUUGAAGAGUUGAAAAACAGGAAAGAAGACUGAGCAGAAACAACAGGGAACGGUGUUUGAGAAAACAAGUGAGAAAGAAUCGCGAAUGACCGUUUGGUGCCGUUCUGGCCUCACUUUCACGUGAUGCUACUAUUACUAAUCUAAGUCUACAUGUAUUGUGUAUAAUGGAUUUAAGGACUCGAUAUAACAUAGAAAGCCUCUCCUGUAAAUAGUUGAAGAGGAAAAAGGAAAAAAAAAAGGAACAUUGUCGAGGCAUUAGGGAUUUGCGAAUAUUGCGUCACUCUGCGAAUGAAUGAGUUUAUCGAUAGUGUGGUCUAUAAAAGUCUAUAUAUAUAAAUAUAUAAAUAUAAUUAUAAAUACACACGCGAGGAAACACGCAGACACACGCACACACACACACACAUACCAUACAGACACAACAUACAACACAACACACACGUACAAUGCGUUGCGCGUAUCUCCCGGCUGCAUUUAAUUUUUACUUUUGAAAUCUCGAAUUUCUCGAAUGAAAGAAAGAUAAAGAUUUAAAAAAACGAAAAAGAAAAACAAGGAAAAUGGGACGACCGUUCGAUUCUCACGAGCCGACAGCUCGGAACGAAAGACACUUUCUCGUUUUAUCGUAUCACGAUUGGUCGUGUCGCGAACGAACGACGAGUGAACAAAAGAGCAGAGUAAAAAGAAAAAGAAGAAAAGAGGGAAAAUUAAGAAAAAGAACGAGGAUGACUGAUCGAUCGAUUUCGAGUGGACACGAAGUUCUUCAAUGUCGAUUCACGUAGCACGAAGAUCGUGGUCAUUUUGUUUACGCGAAUAUUUCUUUCCUUUUUUUUUUUUUUUUUGUAUAGUAGCCGCUGUUAUCUUGCGAAUAAUUCUAUAUUGUACAUGUUUAAACGUUCCCUGUUAUGUUUGUUGUAUAUUUCGGAUAGGUCUGUAAAGUAAAAAAAAAAAAAAAAAAGAAAAAAAGNGUAAAGUAAAAAAAAAAAAAAAAAGAAAAAAAGAAGAAAAAGAAAACUGAAACGAAUGUAUGAAUUCUUUUCAAACGAGCGUAGGAAAGACAGGAUUUAGCGUUAUUACAUUUCACUAGUUCAUCGAAAUCUUCACGGUUUAUCGGCCAGAUAAUACUUUGCCAAA
This is a messenger RNA of Frieseomelitta varia, 6817 nucleotides long. RefSeq names its product forkhead box protein P1 (gene FoxP). Gene Ontology annotation, molecular function: DNA-binding transcription factor activity, RNA polymerase II-specific; RNA polymerase II cis-regulatory region sequence-specific DNA binding. NCBI's taxonomy places the organism in Eukaryota, Metazoa, Arthropoda, Insecta, Hymenoptera, Apidae. Gene Ontology annotation, biological process: regulation of transcription by RNA polymerase II. The record is from RefSeq and is a predicted model, not a curated record. Bases 217 to 2262 code for a protein of 681 amino acids. The transcript has 12 exons. Gene Ontology annotation, cellular component: nucleus.